AGAGGGAAGGUGGUCCUCCGUGUAGAAAAGUCCCGUCGCUCCCCGUCGGGAACAAAGUUCGUGAGUUUUUCUUCACUUUAGUCACUUUGAAACGCGACCGAAACCAAACCAGCACUUUGGAAGUAACUUGGAAAAGGCGGCGGCAGCGUGAGAGCGGGAUUCGUUUCGUAUGUCGGAAGGAGGGGAGCUGGGAAAGUGUGGGGUGAAAAUGGAGAGCCCAGCUGAGUGAGAGUGGGGUGAGGAGGCCGGCUUUGGCAGGAGCAGGGAGUCCUGCCCUGCCGCUAACAGGCUAGCUAGCUGCUCCCACACUCCUCCGCCUGUGUUUUCCAGACUGCGAUCUCCGGGGAAGCUGCUCCUUCCAAGCCGCUGUGAAGAUCGCAGAUUCUCCCACCAUCCGCACUUGUGUUUGGGAUGGAAGUUCUGCACAUUUCCUAGAACAGAAGAUUUUUUUUUUAAAAAAAAAGAAGCCUAAUGUCUACCAUGAAACGUCAGGAUUGAAGAACUUUGUGAUGUCAAGAUCUGUACAAACUGUGCUCGAGCAGUUUUGUUCGCAUUGAUUCUUCAAGGAGGUUGAGUUAUCUGGUUAUCGGAUUGGAGCCAGAAUGAAACCAGAACUCCUGUGAGCGCAGAAUGGAUUCAUGAACUUGUGGGAGAGGUGUGCUCCCGUUGAUGCCCGCCCUCUGGGACUUGCACGGGGGUCUUGUCAACUUUCUUCAUGAACUUCUGCCCCAGUGUGGGCACAGCCCGGAUGCGAGAUGUCCGGAGUGUGUUGAAUCAGCUGUUGCGGUGAUGAAGCAGACAUUUUGGUGGCCCGUGUGCCUGGCUGGGCAGAGGUGCGAGGUGAUGUGAUGGGGUGCCGGAACAGCAAGGUCCUCCCCGAGCCUCCAGGGGACGUUCAGCUGGACCUGGUCAAAAAGGUGGACCCUGUCCAGCCCCCUCACACUGACAUCUAUAGGCACUUCAUACGAGGUGACGGCACAGCCAGCAAGAUGGGUGCAACCGGCGGAGCGGCAGGUGACAAGUCAGACUGCACCAUCGCGAGUCGAGUCAAAGCAACCACGCCCACCGCUUCAGCCCUGCCCGCCAAAGACCCGUCUGAAGUGCCGGAUCCGCAGAGGAAGAAGGUGGCGAAGUACCGAGCAAAGUUCGACCCCCGGGUCACGGCAAAGUACGACAUCAAGGCCCUGAUCGGGCGCGGAAGUUUCAGCCGCGUGGUCCGCGUGGAGCACAAGAGCACGCGGCAGCCGUACGCCAUCAAGAUGAUCGAGACGCGUUACCGGGAGGGGCGUGAAGUGUGCGAGUCCGAGCUGUGCGUCCUGCGUCGAGUCCGUCACACGAACAUAAUCCAGCUGAUGGAGGUGUUUGAGACGGCGGAGCGGGUCUACAUGGUGAUGGAGCUGGCCACGGGGGGAGAGCUGUUCGACCGCAUCAUCGCUCGCGGCUCCUUCACGGAGCGGGACGCCACGCGGGUCCUGACGAUGGUGCUGGAUGGCGUCAAGUAUCUCCACACUUUGGGGAUCACUCAUCGAGACCUGAAGCCGGAGAACCUGCUGUACUACCACCCCGGCGCCGACUCCAAGAUCAUCAUCACCGACUUUGGGCUGGCCAGCAGCAGGAAGAAGGGAGACGAAUGCCUGAUGAAGACCACGUGUGGCACUCCUGAGUACAUUGCCCCUGAGAUCUUGGUGAGGAAGCCCUAUACAAACGCGGUGGAUAUGUGGGCUCUGGGCGUGAUUUCCUACAUCCUGCUGAGCGGCACCAUGCCCUUCGAGGACGAGAACCGCAUGAGGCUCUACUGGCAGAUCCUGAAGGGGAAGUGCAGCUUCUCUGGAGAGCCGUGGCCCAACGUGUCCAACCUGGCCAAAGACUUUGUGGAGCGAAUUCUCACGGUGGAGCCAAGCCAGCGGAUGACGGCCAGUCAGGCCCUCAAGCACCCCUGGAUUGUCACCAUGGCGGCCGCCUCCUCCAUGAAGAACCUGCAGCGCUGCAUCUCUGAGAACCUCCUGAAGCGCGCCUCCUCACGUUGCCACAGCACUAAGUCCGCUCAGUCCACGCGCUCCAGCCGCUCCACCAAGUCCAACAAAGCCCGCAGGGUCCGGGAGAAGGAGCUGCGCGAGCUGAACCGCCGCUACCAGCAGCAGUACAACGGCUAAGGCGCCUCCAGGACGCUGCGGCUCCAGGACGCUCACUCGGAGCUUCAUAAACGAGGCUCGGUUCAAAACUGCAGAAGCUGAAAGAGACGAACACCGACUUCAUCAUCUCUCCAUCCGUUCCUUCAUUUCUCUUCCACUCCAUUUUUUUCCAGUCACCACCUAUUUAUUUAUUUUUGUGGAGAUGAUCCAUGCAGAGGUUACUGGAUGCUGACCUGGCAAGUCUGUUGAACAGAAAAACAAAACUGUCCUCUCUGAUUCCAAAGUGCUGUGAAUUUUUCUGACUUUACAGAUGUGUCCAGAUCUCCUCUUGUAAUGCUGAAGGUUCCCAAACAGGAAGGCCUCCUCUCUGCUUUUCUGCUUCAUGUUUUUAAUGAAUUGAAGACCCCAGCCAACAGUUAAUAUUGUUCAUAAAUUGAGUUGAUGGAACACAAACAGGCAGAUGUUCUGCUCCGGUCGCACCAGCUUUAAGUUUAGAAGGUCAAACUCUAAUAUAGAAAUUAAAGGUUGCAUUAAAAAAAAAACUUAAAUGAUUUAUCCUUCUGUGGCCAGCAGGGGGAGACCUCUGAUCAAAGGAAAAAAAACAAAAAGCUUUUGGGACUAGUUAUUACUGGAAUUAAAGGCAACAGUGAUUUUUUUUAAAUAGUCUAUGUUUACAAUAAGCUUGUGCCAUUUAAGUUACCUUUUUUUGUUUGUGUAUCUGCUCUGUUUACCAGUAUUCGGGGCCACCACAAAAGAAAAUAAAUAUAUGAGAAAAAAGUCAUGAAAUUAUCAGAAAAAAGUCAACAUAUUGCAAGAUUUAAAUUGCAGAUUUAUGAUUUCAAAAGUACUAAUGUUACAUGAAAAAGCCUUGCUUAUAUUUUUGAAAAUAAAGUAAUAAUUUCAUGAAAAUAGAGAUGUACAUUUGCAAGAUUUGGUGAUUCUUGAGUCAUGUGAGGUGCAUUCGGUUCCUCUGACUUGUCUGUAAUUUAAAUUAAACAGAUAAUGUUUGAUUAUCUUUAUUAAAACACAUCAAAAGCUCUAUAAAAUUUUUGUUUUGAAAAAGCAUGAUUGUUUCCUUGCAUAAUUAUGACUUUUUGAAGCAUAAUCUUAGGACUUAACUCAUAUUUUAAACUGUUUUUUUCAUAAUUGUUUGACUUUGUUCUCAUAUAUUUUAUAUAUAAUAUGAAUUUAUUGUUUUGUUUUUUGUGUGUUUUAACCUUAUCUAGUUAUUUUUCAAAUUGUAUGUAUAUAUAUAUUAUUAUUAUCAGUUCAACAAGUAAACCAGCCGAGUUUAUUUUAAAUUUACAUUAAUUUUUCUAAAUGAUACUGUACAAUUAAAUAAUUAAGUGUUUAAUAAUGUUGAUGGUACUUAGAGCAACAGCUGUGUCUCCAGAGGCCGACCUAAAGCAGAUGAUUUCACAUCUGCUGAUCAAUAUUUCUUAUCGGUCUUAUUCAUUUAAGACAAAGUUCAGCUUUCAUCUGUCGUGUCCAAUCAUGGAAGUGUAACGGUAACAUGUCAUUAAAAUAGAUGUGUGAAAAGCUGGUGCAGCCGAACACAGCAGAACACCUGCAGCCGUCAUGGAGAGCCGGGCAGAGAAGAUGCUGGAGGAGCAGCAGCAACGAUGAAGAUGUGUGAAUUUGUGAAUGAAGUAACGAACUUUGUUUGGGAUGGUUUCUCUUCCAUAAAUGAAGGUUUUUGACCAAGUCAUUUCCUCAAACGUUGCACAACUUUAAAAACCUUUUUCUUUUUCAAAGCACUUCAUGUAAAGAGUUUUAAAGGUUUUUCUUUCUUCAUUUGACUUUCGGUUUAUUUUAAUCCAGAAGACUGGACUUUUUGUGUUUCAACCUUAGGAUGCUGCUGUGAUGCAUUUCAGAGCUGGAAAGUUUUCCGUUGUUUUAGGAACUUUCUGGCGCACUGGAAGCUAAUUUGAAGCCAUGUCAGCUGACCUCAGUUUUGUUUAUUGCAGCGUUUAAAGGAUUGUAUUCCCUCGUCCUGCUACUCUCUAUGGUUUUCUUUCUCAUGAGCGUUUUCAGAAAGUAUCAAAGUGAUGAUUUGCAUUUGAGGUGGGUCUGUUUGUGAGCAGCAGCUUAGUGAAACCCUGCUAUCCACAAUGACCUACAAAUGUCAGAUGAACCGCAGAACUUCUGCACAUUUUAAGUGUUUUUUUGUAUUUGUUUCUGUGAUUUUUACAUUCAUGCUGUUUUAAAUGAAGUAGCCUUUUCAACACUGUUAGCUGAAAAUGUUUUGUGCCUCAAAGGAAGGUUAACUCCUUGAUUCUUCUAUUAAUAACUCCUUUUUUAUGUUUUUAAACGGUGAGUUUGUGUGCUAAUAAAGCCCUCGAACCUGAA
Messenger RNA from Oryzias latipes (Japanese medaka), 4481 nucleotides. It is a transcript of the gene pskh1, whose product is annotated as protein serine kinase H1. NCBI's taxonomy places the organism in Eukaryota, Metazoa, Chordata, Actinopteri, Beloniformes, Adrianichthyidae. Gene Ontology annotation, molecular function: protein kinase activity; ATP binding. The record is from RefSeq and is a predicted model, not a curated record. Gene Ontology annotation, biological process: protein phosphorylation.